Molecule: messenger RNA, 2080 nt
Organism: Gordionus sp. m RMFG-2023
Lineage: Eukaryota; Metazoa; Nematomorpha; Gordioida; Chordodea; Parachordodidae
Product: protein TFG-like
Exons: 7
Coding region: 104-1687 (527 amino acids)
Biological process (GO): COPII vesicle coat assembly; endoplasmic reticulum to Golgi vesicle-mediated transport
Cellular component (GO): endoplasmic reticulum exit site
Molecular function (GO): identical protein binding
Source: RefSeq, a predicted model, not a curated record
UUGUAACAUUUUUAUCACAUCGUGUUUCACAAAAAUAACCACGUAAACAAGAACUUUAAUUUUUUGCUAAUUAUUUGACAUUCUUAAUUAUAAAUUUGAAAUUAUGGUCAUCGAUCCCGUAGAAAAAGUUCAAAAGACAGAGCUAGUGGGCAAAACUAUUAUAAAAGCCCAGUUAGGAGAUGAAAUUAAACGCUUAUCAAUUCAUAAUGAUGAUUUAACAUAUGACGAACUUGUUUUAAUGAUGCAGAGAGUAUUUAAAGAUAAUAUCGCUAAAGAUGAUGAUAUUAGGCUUAAAUAUAGCGAUGAAGAUGGAGACCUUAUCACACUUUCUGACAAUGCUGAGCUUAACACAGCUCUUGAAGCUGGGUCUAUUCUAAAAUUAUCUAUCAACAUUUCUGGUAAAGAAUUUAAAUUAGAAACUUCUGAGGUCAAAAAAAUUCGAAAAGAGUUGAAAACAAUUAGAGACAGAAUAAAUUAUUUGUUGGAUUGCCUUGAGCUUAAGUGCCUUGACAAAAUUGGAGAUGGGGAAGACAGUUUGGAUGAAAAGUCAUCUAAACAUAUUCACAAUAAUUUAAAUGCCAUGAAAAUUCAUUCUUCUUCAACAAAUAAAUCUGUAUUUAAUCCAUCAGUACCCAUGAUGAAUAGUUCUCCAGCUUUGAUUUCAGGAGGUAACAAAAAAAGUGAUAUAAAUCUUCAUUCAACUUUUGAUCCAUUCCUACAACAAAAAGAGAGGGAAGAAAUUGAGGGCAAAACAGAAGAGAAUGACAAUGUAAAUUUUGCUACAUCGAGAGCUCCCCCAUCUGGGUCCUCUAUCACAAACAAUAUGAAUAGUAUGUUGAGACCAUCUAAUCAUCCAAAUAUAAUUUCUAACCCUAAUGCACCUCCUUCAUCAACUACAUUUGAUCAACAUAACAUGAGCUCAUAUAAUGGAGAUGGUAAAAGACCAAAUUACACAAUGAUGAAUGGUGAAGAUCAUGGAUCCAGGAACAUUCUUCCCCCAUCUUCGGAAAAUAAUCCGUUAAAUAUAAAUCAGCCACAGCAGGCUCCUUAUUACCCCUACAACAAAACCGCGCCACCCCAAAUUCUACCAACUAUACAACACGUUCGAUUACCCCCACAUUUUCACCCUCCUCACCCACAGAACACGCAGACUUCCCAACCUCUACCUUCUCAACCUCCCCAGGUUCAAACAGGUUAUCCGCAUCCUCCAGGUCCGCCACAAUUUAAAGGCGGACCGACUCCCCCUAUUUCGUCUUCUACCCCUUUCUAUAACCCUCAAGCCAGCGGCGUAAGACAAAACUAUCCCAACAUCAUGAACCCCAUGCCUAACAGUUAUAACCCUAAUUCGAGCUUCAACGCCAGUUACAAUCCAAAUCCGAAUAUUCCCGGGCCUAAUAUGGUUAGUUCUAAUAGUAACCUUCAACCCGGAACUGGAGUUGUCUUGGGAACAAAUAUGCAGCCUUUUGGAGGGAUGGGCCCACCCCAAGCUGGCAACUUUCAAUUCCAGCCACCCCAGUCUCAUCAUCAGCCGCAAAGUUCUUUAGGAAUCAACCCUUCUGGUUCGUCUAUAGGCGCACCUCCCCCAAACCCUCAACAACAGAAGAUGGACUUUGGUCCACCGCCUCAGGCCCCAACCUACUACUCUCAAGGACCGCAUCCAGGGUACCAGCAACAGCCUACUUUUUAGAAGAAAAAAAAGGAAAAUCAACAUAAUUCUGAAGAUUAACCUUUUUUUAAAAAAAUUUAGCAUUAUUUUUAAAUAACAAUUUUAUUGUAUGUCUACGAGAAUUAAAUGAUUUCUUUAUUAUUAUAUGAUAUUCACUUAUUAACAUGAUCCUACUAAUUAAUCAAACCUUUUACUAAAAAAAAACGAAUUUAUAUAAUGAUAUCUAUCUAUAUAAUAUAAAGCUGCUAAUUUUAAAUAGUUUAAAAACAUCUUAUAAACAAAACCAUUUUUAUCUUUAUAUUACAAUAAUGUAAAUUUAUUUCAAAAAUUUGACGGCUAAAUUUAAAUAAUUUCUAUUUUUUUUAUAAUGCAUUUUUUAAGAUAGUUAUUAUUUAUUUACCAUGAUGGCGAUAA